Molecule: messenger RNA, 2126 nt
Organism: Salvia hispanica
Lineage: Eukaryota; Viridiplantae; Streptophyta; Magnoliopsida; Lamiales; Lamiaceae
Source: RefSeq, a predicted model, not a curated record
CAAGAAAGUGAACAUUUUACUAAACAAACAAAAAAACAAACCUUCUUGAUUCAGCUAUUGCCUCUUCAAGCAAUGGCAUUUCAUCGCGGCCAUUCCCUUUUCCUCUUCUUGCUCAUCACUCUGUCAUCUGUAACGAACCAUGCAGAGGCACGCCGUCUCCUGGAGUCGCCCGUGCCAGAGGUUCCCAAGCCCGAAAUCCCAUCUAUACCAAAGCCGGAACUACCUCCACUACCCAAGCCUGAGCUGCCACCGUUGCCUAAGCCCGAGAUUCCAACACUGCCAAAACCUGAAAUCCCAGUAUUGCCCAAGCCUGAGUUUCCAACACUGCCUAAACCAGAGGUACCUGUAUUACCAAAACCCGAGAUUCCAACACUACCCAAGCCAGAGGUACCUGUGUUGCCAAAGCCCGAAAUUCCAGCACUACCAAAACCUGAGAUACCGGCAUUGCCUAAGCCAACACUAGAAAAGGCUGAAACGCCAAAGCCUACUCUACCGGAAAUACCAAAGCCUCAAAUGCCAGAGCUACCAAAGCUCCCAGAAUUGCCAAAACCUGAGAUCCCGGCUGUCCCUAAGCCUGAGGUACCAACAGUGCCAAAACCCGAGGUCCCAACAUUGCCAAAACCUGAGAUCCCGGCUGUCCCUAAGCCUGAGGUACCAGCAUUGCCAAAACCCGAGGUCCCAACUUUGCCAAAACCUGAGAUCCCGGCUGUCCCUAAGCCUGAGGUACCAACAUUGCCAAAACCCGAGGUCCCAACUUCACCUAAGCCUGAGGUUCCAGCAGUGCCAAAACCUGAGAUCCCAACUUUACCUAAGCCUGAGGUUCCAACAGUGCCAAAACCUGAGGUCCCGACUUUGCCUAAGCCCGAGGUUCCAACAGUGCCAAAGCCUGAGGUCCCAACUUUGCCUAAGCCUGAGGUUCCAACAAAGCCAAAACCCGAGGUCCCGACUUUGCCUAAGCCUGAGGUUCCAACAAAGCCAAAACCCGAGGUCCCGACUUUGCCUAAGCCUGAGGUUCCAACACAACCAAAACCUGAGAUCCCGGCUUUGCCUAAGCCCGAGCUUCCAACAGUACCAAAACCAGAGGUACCGGCAUUGCCUAAGCCAACACUGGAAAAAGCUGAAACACCAAAACCUACUCUACCUGAAAUACCAAAGCCUCAAAUGCCAGAAUUGCCAAAACCUACACUGCCAGAGCUACCAAAGCUCCCUGAAUUACCAAAACCUGAGGUCCCGACUGUCCCUAAGCCAGAGCUACCAAAGCUCCCAGAAUUGCCAAAACCUGAGAUCCCGGCUGUCCCUAAGCCUGAGGUACCAACAGUGCCAAAACCUGAGGUCCCAACUUCGCCAAAACCUGAGAUUCCGACUGUCCCUAGGCCUGAGGUACCAACAUUGCCAAAACCUGAGAUUCCGGCUGACCCUAAGCCUGAGGUACCAACAUUGCCAAAACCUGAGGUCCCAACUUCACCUAAGCCCGAGGUUCCAACAGUGCCGAAACCUGAGGUACCGACUUUGCCUAAGCCUGAACUUCCAACACUACCCAAACCAGAGGUACCAACAUUGCCUAAGCCAACACUCGAAAAAGCUGAAACGCCAAAGCCUACCCUGCCUGAAAUACCAAAGCCUCAAAUGCCAGAAUUGCCAAAACCUACACUGCCAGAGUUACCAAAGCUCCCAGAAUUGCCGAAACCUCAACUGCCAGAGCUACCAAAGCUGCCAGAAUUGCCCAAACCUGAGCUUCCAGCUGUCCCUAAGCCCGAGGUUCCAACAUUGCCAAAACCCGAGGUCCCGACUUUGCCUAAGCCAGAGAUGCCAAAGUUGCCUGAACUUCCUAAGAUUCCAGAACUGCCUAAACCAACUUUGCCAGAAGGACCUAAAUCCCGUUGAUUUGCGUCGACAUAACAGCAUAUAAUCAAGAAUCAAGAUUAGGAGAUCGACCUUACUGUGGAAGAUGUAUAAUACUAGAAUGAUGGACUUAUAUAGUCGUUGCUGUCUUCUUUUCUUAUUGUUUUCCAAAUUUUCUUCUUCUUAUUAUAUGUAAGCUUACUUGUAUGUUCUGAGUGUUUGCAGUUUUUAAUUCUCUGUUGAUAUAUAUAUUCAUGAUUUAUUGAGGUUUUCAUUUAUGAUUA